GACUCGCCGACGCGCGCGCGCCGAUCGCCGCAUGGAGCCGGCGACGCUGACGGUCCUCGCGAUCUGCGCGCUCGCGGGCGCGAAACUGUCCGUCGGGGGGUACCUCGCGUGGACGCAUCGCGGCGCGUGUCGACGCGAGCGCGGCGGACGCGCGGGCGCGGACGCGCGCGAGGAGGACGCGCGCGAGGACGCGAAGGCGGCGUGA
Molecule: messenger RNA, 205 nt
Organism: Ostreococcus lucimarinus CCE9901
Lineage: Eukaryota; Viridiplantae; Chlorophyta; Mamiellophyceae; Mamiellales; Bathycoccaceae
Exons: 1
Coding region: 32-205 (57 amino acids)
Source: RefSeq, a predicted model, not a curated record